Molecule: messenger RNA, 186 nt
Organism: Blastomyces dermatitidis ER-3
Lineage: Eukaryota; Fungi; Ascomycota; Eurotiomycetes; Onygenales; Ajellomycetaceae
Exons: 1
Coding region: 1-186 (61 amino acids)
Source: RefSeq, a predicted model, not a curated record
AUGCCUACGCCACAGAGUGAUAGAAGGAGAACUUUAUGUUCACAUCCUCACACUCAGGCACCUAUCAAUGAAGAAUCAGAGGAAAUAGAUACUACACAAUACAUGAAAGCCACAGAAGAGAUCAUGAAGUCAUCUGCAAACAGUGAAGCAGAUCAUGAAUCAGAUGAUGACAUUCUAAGCUCAUAA